AUGCUACUUUCCAUCGCUGGCAGCAUUGCCCUCCUUGUCCCUCUGGCCUACUUGUUGAUGCGGUCCGCUUUCUCGGUCCAAGGGCGCUUUUGGCGCGCUCAAAAAUGGGCAGGACCUCAUAGUCGAUGGAUCCUCGGCGGCACUCGUCGUCGUCUCGUCUCUCUGUUCAACACUCGCCAACUCGUUCACCAAGGCUACCAAGAGGUAUGCCCUGAGUGCCCUCACUUCUCUCCUUCGAUAACACACUGAUGACUUUUGUUCGAGCAGCACUCCAGUCGGCAUUUACCCUUUGCUCUGUCGCAGUUCAACAGCGAGCCUAUCCUCCUUCUACCAGCCUCGUACGUUCCGGAGUUAAUCUCCAAGUCGGAUGAGGAAGUCAGCCUCCCGCUAGUCGCCGAGUACAAUACGGCUGCAUAUUACACUGGAGAUCAGCACAUUGUUCGAAACCCUCUGCACGUGGACCUAGUAAAGCAGCAUCUCACUAGAAAGCUGCCAUCUCUUACGCAAGACGUGGCAGCCGAGCUCAGCUUGGGCUUCGAGGAGCAGUGGCAGACGGAUCCUGGCAACUGGACAAGUGUGCGUCUGUAUAGCUCUUGCAUGAAAAUCGUAAGCCGAGGGGCAAAUCGCGUAUUCUGUGGACAAGACUUGUGUGAGCCAGUCCUCCGCUUUUGGCGAUUUUGAUCUGACGAUGUUUAGGUCGUAAUCCAGAAUUCCUCGAACAUUCACGACGCUAUACUGAGGCUGUCUUCGGUGCUGCAGCCGUCAUCAAUCUUUUCCCACUCUGGGCACGAACGGUGGUGGCUCCGAUCGCAACCUACGCUAUGCGCAGAGAACUCGAAGCGUGCAAACGAAUAGCUUUACCGGUUAUAGCGGAGAGGCUAAGGAGCACGCACGUAGCAGACUCUCAGAGAGAUGCAAAUGUGAGCAGCGAUACUGAUGGUUUCUCCUCAUGCGCAUCCGCUGAUAUCUCUAACUAGAGUGAUGCUCUGCAAUGGUUGAUCGAAGACUGUAUCGAGCGAGGUGACUCGUCCGAGCUUGAUCCUACUUUCAUCUGUCGUCGUUUGUUGCGGCUGAACAUGGCAGCGAUACACACGACGAGCAUAUCAAUCACGAUCACUCUCCUUGAUGUUUACAGCUCUCCUGACCGGAAUGACAUUGUCGAAAGUUUGCGCGAAGAAUGUCAUCGAGUCUUAGCUGCAAAUGGUGGGAAAUGGACGGAGAACGCAGUGAGCCACCUCGUUCGUGUUGACUCGGCCAUCAAGGAAUCCAUGAGGCUCUGUAGUUUUGGCUUAGUGGGCACGAACAGAUUGGUAAGUCAUCCUCUUGUCUCUUGCCUAACUUUCUCAAUAUCGAUGUCAUCCAUACUGACGCUAGUAUAUUGACAGGUGACAGGCGAGCGCGGUGUGACGUUCAAAGAAGGCUUUCAUGUUCCUGCUGGUGUUCGUAUCGGUACCCCCAUUGAUGCCAUCCAUCGCGAUUCACAGUUCUACACGCGACCAUUGGAAUAUGAUACUUUUCGAUUUUCGGACGCUCGAGGCACGACAACAUGCAAAGAGCAAGGCAAGCCUGAAGCGGAAAAAAGCCAGGAAACCUUGGACUCAGCAGCUCGUGAGUUGCUUCACCAAAAGAAUCAGGGUCUGGUGACCACGUCGAACACUUUUCUCGUCUUUGGUCAUGGAAGGCACGCUUGUCCAGGUCGUUUCUUCGCCUCGCAAGAGAUGAAGCUAAUGUUGGCUCAUGUCGUGAUGAACUACGAGGUGGAGAUGAGCGGUCCACGGCCGGCCAACUCAGAUUUGGGAAUCGCAUCUGUGCCGAGUAGUAGGGCGGAGGCGCUGGUGAAUUUAAGGACAACACCGUCGCCAAUGAGGAAUGGCAACUAG
Lecanosticta acicola is the source of this 1880-nucleotide messenger RNA. The record is from the annotation of a GenBank genome assembly. Lineage: Eukaryota; Fungi; Ascomycota; Dothideomycetes; Mycosphaerellales; Mycosphaerellaceae.